Tachysurus fulvidraco (yellow catfish) is the source of this 1420-nucleotide messenger RNA. Its product is annotated as GTPase IMAP family member 4-like. Lineage: Eukaryota; Metazoa; Chordata; Actinopteri; Siluriformes; Bagridae. Bases 295 to 1224 code for a protein of 309 amino acids. Gene Ontology annotation, molecular function: GTP binding. The transcript is spliced from 3 exons. The record is from RefSeq and is a predicted model, not a curated record.
AGAUUGUUCCACAUCAUGUGCUGAUCCUAUGCCCUAUGCUUUCACCCUGUUGACUGUGAUAAUAAAGCAGGUUGUAAAAGCAGGUUAAUUAAAACCCUGGCAACCCGAACAGGGGACUUUAUCACUGCUGUUGACUCUCUGAUCAGCCAGAAGACUCACAACAGGGAAAGUUCAGCGUUUUAUUCAGCAGUUUAUUGGGUCGAGGUUUAAACUUGAUCCGGUGAAUGUGGUUUAGUUUAAACGUGGUUUAGUUUAAACGUUUGACUAAAAAGCAUUACAUCAUCACUGAAGGUCAUGGAGGAAGCCGGAGGAUCUCGCGGUCACGACCGUUGUCCGUCCCUGUCCUUGUCCCCUGUCCAGACCAUAAACCUGAUCCUGAUCGGAGAGAGAGAGGCUGGGAAGAGCGCAGCUGGAAACGCCAUCCUGGGCACCAUGGCCUUCGACCAGGUGGGGGUGAGGACCAGGAAAAGUGUUCGUCAGGAAGGUGUGGUGAGAGGAAUGCAUGUGGUGGUGGUGGACACACCAGGCUGGGAAUGGUUUAACCUGAGCGGUUCCUCUGCGUCCUCUGUGGCUGUGAGGAAGGAGAUGAUCUCAGGUAUGACCCUGUGCCACCCAGGUGCUCAUGCUCUGCUGCUGGUGGUUCCUCUGUCCUUCUCCUUCUCUCCAAGGGAACGUCGUGUUGUGGAGGAACACAUCGAUCUGUUCGGACCACAAGCCUGGAGACACACACUAGUCCUGUUCACCGUGAUGGACACCAAGCUCCUCCAUGAUUCUGCCCUGCAGGAUGAGGUGGAGUUGAAUACAGAGCUGCAACAGCUGGUGGAGAAGUGCAGUGGGAGGUACCAUGCUCUUCAUGGGAGACCCAAAAGAGGAGAGGACCAGGUCGCAGAACUUCUGUCUAAGAUCCAUGAGAUGGCGUUUGGUGAUGGAGAAUCGAUGCUCCUCAGUGACCAAGUGAUGAAGUGGUCCAAGCAGAGAGAGGAGGAAGAAGAGAGACAAGAAGAGGAAGAGAGGAGGAGGAGGAGAGAAGAGAUGAUGCAAAGAGUCAAGCAGACUUCCAGGAAGAGGGAGGUGGAGAAGAGAAUGAGAGGAAAUAAAAUAAAAGUCACUGAAGAAGAAGAGAACAGACAGCAGAAAAGAGACAUGAAGGGGGCAGAUCUUCAGGACCCCGCAGUGACUGAGCGAGUCGAGACAUAUUUCACUCACUUCUGUAAGACACAGUAGAAGAAACAGGAGAAGAUGGACGUGUGCAAGAUACUACAGAAGUUUUAUUGUAGACUCUUUUACUUUUGUAUUCAGUCUCACACACAUACACACACAGACACACACACACACACACACACACACAGACACACACACACAUACACACACAGACACACACACACAUACAUACACACACACACACAGACACACACACACA